This is a messenger RNA of Pseudogymnoascus destructans, 690 nucleotides long. RefSeq lists its product as uncharacterized. The transcript has 6 exons. Bases 1 to 690 code for a protein of 229 amino acids. NCBI's taxonomy places the organism in Eukaryota, Fungi, Ascomycota, Leotiomycetes, Thelebolales, Thelebolaceae. The record is from RefSeq and is a predicted model, not a curated record.
AUGGCGAAACUCAAGGCACAUGAAGAACUCUCCACUAAUGCGAAUACUAUCAAAGCUCGCAACUGCGUCUCCAACCUUACUGAAGAUGAGAAGGCUGUUCACUUAGCACUCAAGGCUGACCAUGCUGAUCUGAGCUACUACUUAAAGAAGUUAUAUAAGUCUGCAAAGUACAAGACACGUCUACAGAAUGAAUUGAAGGUUGAGCGUAUUUGUGUUCGGACUGAGAAGGGUACCCAUGCAUCUUGCAUUGCGAAUCAGAAAGUCAAGAAUAUUAGCGCCUCUUCUUCUCCACAAGCCCCACCAUCUACUCCGCCCAAACAACUUCUGUCUGAGCUUGCUGCAUUUGAGGCGCGAGAUAUUUUAAAUGACGAGGCUGUUCUACCAGAUGAGCUUUCCGAUGAAGAGAUCACUAGCACCCAGGCUCUCUUAACUCAAGCGCACAUUGAUGCCCAUGAAGAGUCCAAUUUCCGCAAGUGGCAACAUUUCUGGGAUAGCUGUAUCCACUCAUAUACGAGAAAGGCUGGAAAGCUGAGAAAGAAGCCUGAGCGUCUCUUUGAGUAUAUGCCGUGGAUUGAUGUAGAGGAAGGCUUCAAAGAGGCGUUCUUACUUGUCUACUCUAAGAAGUUUGAUGAGGAAAAGUGGGCUAAGGUAUCAGCUGCACAGGAUAUGUUGUUCCUGGAGCUAGAGUAG